Molecule: messenger RNA, 974 nt
Organism: Paramacrobiotus metropolitanus
Lineage: Eukaryota; Metazoa; Tardigrada; Eutardigrada; Parachela; Macrobiotidae
Product: cytochrome b-c1 complex subunit 9-like
Exons: 3
Coding region: 188-484 (98 amino acids)
Biological process (GO): mitochondrial electron transport, ubiquinol to cytochrome c
Source: RefSeq, a predicted model, not a curated record
AGUCACUUUAAAAAUCAGGGGGUGAACCAGUCGAUCGAGUUCACAUUAUCACAUACAGCAAAUAAUAAAUUCUUACUUUUAACUUUUUCACGAAUAUAAGUUUGCAUAGUUUGGUGGAGAAAGAAGUUUUUCCGUGUUUUUCGCCACGCUGUGUUAACAAAACACCGUUCUUGGAAUUCGGCAUAAAAUGACUGAUAUUCUGCAAGGAAAACCGGGACAGAAAGUCUACAAUAUAUCUUCGAACAUACGGGAUCGGUUUAAAGGAACCGGGGAUUUGAUAUACAGGAAUGUGUUUCGCCGUACAUCAACAUUUGUGCUGGCCAUUGCACUUGGUGCAUUCUUCUUCGAACGAGCUUUUGAUAAGACGGGAAAUGAAAUAUUUGAGCGAUGGAACAAAGGCAAACUGUGGAAAGACAUAAGACAUAAUUAUGAAGGCAAGACACCUGCGGUCGAAGAAGAAGAGGCGCCUGAAGAAUCAGAAUAGUCAGCAAUUUUAAGUGGCGAAAUGUUUCGACAUGCGCUCUGAUUUACUUAUUAUUGCACUGCUAUGAGUGUGUACAAUAAUUUUGGUGUGGAUUGUGGAUCUAUGCAUCUUCAGAACUGAUAACCGGUAUGGAUACUCUUGAUCCAUGUACUUCCUGUUUUAACCAGUUUGGCGUCCACUAUCACUAAUUAUGCUUGCGGAAUUUCGAUACCAAGAAUUUUAAAAAGUGUGACUUUAGAACUUUGAACAGAUAGGUGUAAGUAAUGCCGCCUCCGUUCUGCCAGUUCGUGCUAUCAGGUGUCAGCGACACUAAACAUAUUAUGAGUAGUAGACAAAACUUUUAUUUGUUCAUAAUUUGAAAUAAACUGUUGCACACCAUCGAAAGUAAUUAUGGUAUUAUUCAGUUGUGGACUUCGCAAUGCACCUCCAUUUGAACGCUUUUCAGGCGUGAUUCGAAAACCAAUGUCAAGAUAAACUUAACUAUCCAGAA